Trichoderma breve is the source of this 1755-nucleotide messenger RNA. RefSeq names its product DEAD/DEAH box helicase domain-containing protein. Gene Ontology annotation, molecular function: ATP binding; nucleic acid binding; RNA helicase activity. Gene Ontology annotation, cellular component: nucleolus. Bases 1 to 1755 code for a protein of 584 amino acids. Gene Ontology annotation, biological process: maturation of LSU-rRNA from tricistronic rRNA transcript (SSU-rRNA, 5.8S rRNA, LSU-rRNA). NCBI's taxonomy places the organism in Eukaryota, Fungi, Ascomycota, Sordariomycetes, Hypocreales, Hypocreaceae. The record is from RefSeq and is a predicted model, not a curated record. The transcript has 5 exons.
AUGGAUGCCGCCACAUUGAACAAGAAGCGCAAGCGGAACAAGGUUGAGGCUGCUGCUGAUGCCACGAAAAAGUCAAAAAAGUCCAAGAAUCCCCCGCCACCAGUCGAGCCCGAGGUUGAAGAUGAGGUAGCAGAGGACGAGGAGGAAGAGGAAGAAGAAGAGGCUGUCUCAAACGAGGACAAGGAAAACAACAAUGAGGAUGGAGAAUCAGAUGCUGGAUCAGAUCUCGCAGACAAGCCCGCCGCCAGAGAUGCCGAUGGAGAUGUCAUACCCAACAACUCUGCGCCCAUACUAUCGACGCUGGCCGACUCCCAGAAGUUUGAAGACCUCAAGCUGUCCGAGAAGACGAUGAAGGCGAUCCAGGAGAUGGGCUUCACCAAGAUGACUAGCAUUCAGCGUAGCGCCAUUCCACCUCUUCUUGCGGGCAAGGACGUUCUCGGUGCCGCCAAGACAGGUUCCGGAAAGACGCUCGCUUUCCUCAUUCCCGCCAUAGAGAUUCUCAGCUCCCUGCGAUUCAAGCCCCGAAACGGCACCGGUGUCAUUGUCGUCUCCCCGACUCGAGAACUCGCGCUCCAGAUUUUCGGCGUUGCACGCGAGCUGAUGAAGCACCACUCACAGACAUACGGUAUCGUCAUUGGCGGAGCGAACCGAAGAGCAGAGGUUGAAAAGUUGACCAAGGGUGUCAACCUUUUGAUUGCCACUCCUGGCCGACUGCUCGAUCACCUUCUCAACACUCAAUUCGUUUUCAAGAACUUGAAGUCUUUGAUCAUUGACGAGGCGGACCGAAUUUUGGAAGUUGGUUUCGAAGAUGAAAUGAGACAGAUUGUCAAGGUUCUGUCAAACGAGGACCGACAGACUAUGCUGUUUUCUGCGACACAGACAACCAAAGUUGAGGAUCUUGCCAGAAUCUCACUGCGACCCGGCCCGCUAUACAUCAACGUCGACGAGGAGCAGAAGCAUAGCACAGUCGAUGGUCUGGAGCAGGGCUACGUCCUUUGCGAAGGCGACGAGCGCUUCCUCCUGCUGUUCUCCUUCCUCCGAAAAAUGCAGGCUAAGAAGAAGAAGGUCAUUGUCUUCUUCAGCAGCUGUGCCUCUGUCAAAUACUACGCUGAGCUGUUGAACUACAUUGACUGCCCUGUUUUGGAUCUUCACGGCAAGCAGAAGCAGCAGAAGCGGACCAACACUUUCUUUGAGUUUAGCAAUGCGCCCCACGGUAUUCUGAUCUGUACCGAUGUUGCCGCUCGUGGUUUGGAUAUCCCUGCCGUCGAUUUCAUUGUUCAAUUUGACCCCCCGGACAACACUCGCGACUACAUUCACCGUGUGGGACGAACUGCCCGAGGCACUGAUGCCAAGGGACGAAGUCUUCUCUUCCUUCAGCCCAACGAGGUCGGCUUCCUGUCCUACCUCAAGGCAGCCCGCGUCCCCGUCGUCGAGUUCGAGUUCCCCCGCAAAAAGAUCAUCAACGUCCAGUCCCAGCUCGAGAAGCUCAUCGGCAAAAACUACUACCUCCAGCAGAGCGCCAAGGACGCCUUCAAGUCCUACCUCCACGCCUACGCCAGCCACAGCCUGCGGUCCGUGUACGACGUGCAGAAGCUGGACCUGGCUAAGAUUGCAAAGAGCUUCGGCUUCCCCACGCCGCCGCGCGUGGACAUUACGCUGGGGGCCAGCAUGGGACGGGAUAAGGUGCAGGCGAGGAGGUCGUAUGGUAGCCAGCCGAAGCAGGUUGGCAAGUAUAAGAGGGAUAAAAGGAAUUGA